UCCUGCCGCAGCCCCCUACCGCCCGGUCAGCCCCGUGGAGUUACCCGGUGGCCACGGCAGACGGAAGCCGAGCAAGAGUCUCGGCAGAGGCGGCGGCAGGAUGGGAGACUCCAAAGUGAAAGUGGCCGUCCGGAUCCGGCCCAUGAACCGAAGAGAAAUUGACUUGCAUACCAAAUGUGUGGUGGAUGUAGAUGCAAACAAGGUUAUUCUUAAUCCUGUAAAUACUAAUCUUUCCAAAGGAGAUGCCCGAAGCCAGCCAAAGGUGUUUGCAUAUGACCAUUGUUUCUGGUCUAUGGAUGAAUCUGUCAAAGAAAAGUAUGCAGGUCAAGAUGAUGUUUUUAAGUGCCUUGGGGAGAAUAUUCUUCAAAAUGCUUUUGAUGGCUAUAAUGCAUGUAUCUUUGCCUACGGACAGACUGGAUCUGGAAAAUCUUACACUAUGAUGGGUACGGCUGACCAACCUGGAUUAAUCCCAAGACUCUGUAGUGGACUCUUUGAACGAACUCAGAAAGAGGAAAACGAAGAGCAGAGUUUUAAAGUAGAAGUGUCCUAUAUGGAAAUUUAUAAUGAAAAAGUCAGAGACCUUCUUGAUCCCAAAGGAAGCCGUCAAACGUUAAAAGUCAGGGAGCACAGUGUGCUGGGACCCUAUGUCGAUGGACUUUCUAAACUGGCCGUCACCAGCUACAAGGAUAUUGAGUCUUUGAUGUCUGAGGGUAACAAAUCGCGCACAGUCGCUGCAACCAACAUGAAUGAGGAGAGUAGCCGAUCCCACGCAGUCUUCAAAAUCACCCUCACACAUACUUUGUACGACGUGAAGUCUGGGACGUCUGGAGAGAAGGUGGGCAAACUGAGCUUGGUCGAUUUGGCUGGCAGUGAGCGAGCAACAAAAACUGGAGCGGCCGGUGACAGGCUGAAGGAGGGCAGCAACAUUAACAAGUCCCUCACAACCCUGGGUCUGGUUAUCUCGGCCCUCGCAGAUCAGAGUGCUGGCAAAAACAAGAAUAAGUUUGUUCCAUAUCGUGACUCAGUUCUCACUUGGCUGCUCAAAGACAGUCUUGGUGGUAACAGUAAGACGGCAAUGGUAGCUACCGUGAGUCCGGCAGCUGAUAACUAUGACGAGACCCUUUCAACUCUGCGGUACGCAGAUCGCGCCAAGAACAUCGUGAACCACGCUGUGGUGAAUGAGGAUCCUAAUGCACGAAUUAUCCGGGAUCUGAGGGAAGAAGUAGAGAAACUCCGAGAGCAGCUAACCAAAGCAGAGGCAAUGAAAUCUCCAGAGCUAAAAGAGCGGCUGGAAGAAUCAGAGAAGCUAAUCCAGGAAAUGACCGUGACCUGGGAGGAGAAAUUAAGGACUACGGAGGAGAUUGCCCAGGAGCGACAGAAACAACUGGAGAGCCUCGGAAUAUCUCUUCAAUCUUCUGGAAUUAAAGUUGGGGAUGAUAAGUGUUUCCUUGUUAAUCUGAAUGCUGAUCCUGCUUUGAAUGAACUUCUAGUUUACUAUUUAAAGGAUCAUACAUUGAUAGGUUCAGCAAAUUCCCAAGAUAUCCAGCUAUGUGGAAUGGGAAUUCUUCCUGAACACUGUAUUAUAGACAUCAUGCCAGAAGGCCAGGUUAUACUGACUCCUCAAAAGAACACCAGGACAUUUGUGAAUGGCUCUUCAGUGUCCAGCCCUGUGCAGCUGCACCACGGGGACAGGAUAUUGUGGGGCAACAACCACUUCUUCAGAUUGAAUUUACCUAAGAAGAAAAAGAAAGCAGACCGAGAGAAUGAGGACCAAGACACCUCCAUGAAGAACGAUGCCAGUUCUGAGCAGCUGGACGUAGAUGGGGACUCCUCCAGCGAGGUGUCCAGUGAGAUCAACUUCAACUACGAGUACGCGCAGAUGGAGGUUACCAUGAAGGCUCUGGCUAAUAAUGAUCCAAUGCAGUCAAUAUUGAACAGCCUAGAACAACAGCAUGAAGAAGAAAAGCGAUCUGCGCUGGAGCGUCAGAGGCUCAUGUACGAGCAUGAACUGGAGCAGCUACGCAGGAGGCUGUCCCCCGAGAAACAGAACUGCCGUAGCGCAGACCGGUUUUCUUUCCACUCCCCCAGUGCUCAGCAGCGCUUGAGACAGUGGGCUGAAGAGAGAGAAACGACACUGAAUAACAGUCUGAUGAGGCUGAGGGAACAAAUUGUUAAAGCCAAUCUGUUGGUGAGAGAAGCUAAUUUUAUUGCAGAAGAACUGGAUAAAAGAACAGAGUAUAAAGUAACCCUACAGAUUCUAGCCUCCAGCCUUGAUGCCAACAGCAAGCGAGGCUCUCUUCUUAGUGAACCUGCAAUCCAGGUGAGAAGAAAAGGAAAAGGAAAGCAGAUUUGGUCUUUGGAAAAAUUGGACAACAGGUUGUUGGAUAUGAGAGACCUUUAUCAGGAGUGGAAGGAGUGUGAAGAAGAUACCCCAGUGAUACGGUCUUACUUCAAGCGUGCUGAUCCAUUCUAUGAUGAGCAGGAAAACCACAGUCUCAUUGGUGUGGCUAACGUCUUCCUGGAGUCCCUCUUCUAUCGUGUGAAGUUACAGUAUGCUGUUCCUAUUGUCAACCAGAAAGGAGAGGUGGCAGGUCGGCUGCAUGUGGAGGUGAUGCGGACCAGUGGUGACAUCGUGGAAAGGAUCGCUGGCGGGGAUGACGCUGCAGACGCCUCUGUAGAUAAGGAAGCCCCUGAGAACAAACUGACAUGUAUGGUUAAAAUACUCCAAGCCACUGGGUUGCCACAGCAUUUGUCCCACUCUGUAUUCUGCAAAUACAGCUUCUGGGAUCAGCAGGAGCCGGUCAUGGUUGAGACCGAAAUGGAUACCUCGUCCUCUCCUGUUAGCAAGGAACCUCAGUGCAUGGUUGUCUUUGAUCAUUGCCAUGAGUUUUCUGUUAACAUCACUGAAGACUUUAUUGAACACCUUUCAGAAGGGGCGUUGGCAAUUGAAAUAUAUGGCCAUAAAGUGACUGAUCCUCGAAGAAACCCAGCGCUGUGGGAUUUGGGGAUUAUCCAAGCAAAAACACGUAGUCUUCGGGACAGAUGGAGUGAAGUCACCAGGAAAAUGGAAUUCUGGGUUCAGAUUCUGGAACAGAAUGAGAAUGGUGAACACUGCCCUGUGGAAGUAAUUUCUGCAAAGGACGUGCCCACAGGAGGCAUCUUCCAACUCCGGCAGGGGCAGUCCCGGCGAGUCCAAGUGGAAGUGAAGACUGUGCAGGAGUCCGGGACAUUACCUCUGAUGGAAGAAUGUAUAUUGUCUGUUGGAAUCGGAUGUGUGAAAGUUACAGCACUCAGAUCCCUCAAGACACAGGAGACCUUCCAUGAGGAAGUGGAGGACAUGGACAGCUACCAGGAUCGGGAUUUAGAGAGACUACGUAGAAAAUGGCUAAAUGCGUUAACGAAACGUCAGGAGUACUUAGAUCAACAACUGCAAAAGCUUGUCAGUAAACAUGAUAAAACAGAGGAUGAUGCCGACCGCGAAGCUCAACUGCUAGAGAUGAGGCUGACCCUAACUGAAGAAAGGAAUGCAGUCAUGGUCCCCUCCGCCGGCAGUGGGAUUCCAGGGGCUCCAGCAGAAUGGACCCCGGUUCCUGGGAUGGAAACACACAUUCCUGUUAUAUUCCUUGACUUAAAUGUUGAUGAUUUCAGCUCUCAGGAUAAUCUUGAUGACCCAGAACCUGGUGGUUGGGAUGCUACCCUCACUGGGGAAGAAGAGGAUGAGUUCUUUGAAUUGCAGAUUGUAAAACAGCAUGAUGGAGAGGUGAAAGCAGAAGCCUCCUGGGACUCCGCAGUGCACAGCUGUCCUCAGCUCAGUAAAGGCACACCUGCGGAUGAGCGGGUGUAUCUGAUUGUGCGGGUGACGGUCCAGCUCAGCCACCCAGCUGACAUGCAGCUGGUAUUACGCAAACGAAUCUGCGUCAGUGUUCAUGGCCGGCAGGGUUUUGCUCAGAGUCUCCUAAAAAAGAUGUCUCAUCGAAGUUCUAUUCCUGGCUGUGGAGUGACUUUUGAAAUUGUCUCCAAUAUUCCAGAGGAUGCCCAGGGAGUAGAGGAACGAGAAACAUUAGCAAGAAUGGCAGCUAAUGUUGAAAACACGGCUUCUGCUGACUCAGAGGCCUAUAUCGAAAAAUACCUCAGAAGCGUGCUGGCUGUGGAGAACCUCCUCACUUUAGACCGCCUGCGCCAGGAAGUUGCAGUGAAGGAGCAGUUGACAGGAAAAGGGAAGCUGAGUAGGAGGAGCAUUAGCUCCCCCAGCGUGAACAGAUUGUCUGGCAGCCGGCAAGACCUCGUUCCGUCCUGCAGCCUCGGCAGCAACAAGGGCCGGUGGGAAAGUCAGCAGGAUGUGUCACAGAUCGUGGUUCCCAGAGGAGCAGCUCCAGUCGCCCCAGCCCUCCCUGGUGGUCCCCAAAAUAACCAUUCUCCUGACCCAGGACUCAGUAGCCUAGCAGCCUCCUACUUGAAUCCAGUAAAAUCCUUUGUGCCUCAGAUGCCAAAGCUACUGAAGUCUCUCUUCCCCGUUCGAGAUGAGAAAAGGGGCAAACAGCCAUCUCCCCGUGCACAUCAGCCGGUGCCCCGGAUCCUGGUGCAGCCCGCCCCGCCGGACGCCAGGCCGACCAGGAUGGCGGAGGCUCUCCGGGAGAACACCAGCGUGAGAGUGGCCCCCGAUGCGACCAUGACCGUGCAGGCUGCUCCAGUGCUGAAGUCCAAGGACAGACCAAGUCAAGUGCCUUCACCACCAAGCACAGCCGCCAACACCCAGGUCCCCGAAGCGCAGGAUGGGCCACCCAGCCCCUUGAGCGAGGCCUCCAGCGGGUACUUCUCACACAGUGUCUCCUCCACCACACUGUCUGACGCCGUCGCCCCGGGCCUGGACGCCACAGCCCAGGCGGGUGGGCAGACGCCCAGCUCGCCCCCUCCUGUCCCCUGCCAGGCCGGCCCGGACUCCGAGCCCCCAUUUCCUUCUGCUGCCCCAGGUGCAGACAGCACCCCCCCUGCCCUGCUGGCGGGUCAGAGCAGCCUUCUGUCACUGCCUGUGCCAGCAAAGCAGACUCCACUGAGUGACAGUGAUGGCGACAGAGCCAGUGUGGUCCAGGCCAAGGGAGCGGUUCCCUUAGAGAAGCAGAAUGAAGAGGCAAGCACUUCCCCGACGCAUCUUCCCACUUCUACGCCCCAGGAGUCACCCAGCCCACAGAGCAGAGAUGACAGCUUCUCUGCUACCAAGCAGCUAGGAAGACCCAAGGGCCAGGCCAGGCCAGACAUCAGCUUAGAACCAGACGUCUCCAAACCACAGCUGCCUCCUGAUGUCCGGUCUCAGCUGCCCACACCAGCGUCCCCGUUCAGAAUCCGGAAGGUGCGAACCUCAGAGCUGAAGUCAUUCUCCUGCAUGCUUGGCGGGGACCCCAGCUGUCCCUCUGGUGCUGAGGAUGACCCGCUGGCCUCGGGAGGGACUGGCGAUGGCAGCUCUGGAGGGCAGAGCCUGGAGAAGCUGGAAGUGUCCUCCGAUUCCGAGGAAACCAGUGAAGUCCCGGAGUGGCUCAGAGAAGGAGAAUAUGUUACCGUGGGCACCAGCAAAUUUGGCAUCGUCAGGUACAUCGGGCCCACCGACUUCCAGGAAGGGACCUGGGUUGGCGUGGAGCUGGACCUACCUUCAGGUAAGAACGACGGCUCCAUUGGAGGAAAGCAGUACUUCAAGUGCAACCCGGGCUACGGGCUGCUGGUGAGACCGGGCCGAGUGCGCAGGGCGGCAGGUGCAGGCAGGCGGCGCAGUGCGGGGCUGCGGCUGCAGGGUGCCCCUGAGCCCCGCAGGAGCGGCACCCUCUCCGGCUCCACCACCAACCUGGCCUCCCUGACAGCAGCUCUGGCCAAGGCCGAGGGCACCUCAGCGCUGCGGGUGGACAGGAGCCCCAAGAACCCUGCGGACCGGAAGUCCUGGGCUAGCUGAGCCAGCGCUGUGCAGUGCACGCUGACAGCUGGGCACCGACAGCCCCGGCUGGGGUUGCAGCUGGGCAGCCCCGUCCCCUCACACCCCCUUCCCCGAGGGAGCAGGCAGAGAGGGCUUGCUGCAGGACACAGGGCUGGUGACCUCCCCGUUCCUCCCAGGACUCUGGGGCUUCGAUUCUUCCUCUACCCGGAGAACGAGGCCUCUCCUCAGGGUAGUGGGUCAAAGGUUCUGGGAACCCAGACUGGCCCCAGCUCAUGGGGAAGGAGGCCCUGGGGGCACCUGCCACCCCCUCCACCCCCCAGUCAUGGGGCUCUUCCCAUCUGGGGCUGCCACGGCCCCUUUUCUCUUCUGGCAAACCCAUUAACCUCUUAAUUUAAAGAAGAGCCCUAACCAGUGCCUUCUCUUCUCCCCGAGGCGGGGUCCUCCGCUUGUCCCCAGGGUGGACUUGCUCCACGUCCCAAAUCCCUACACCAGGUAUUGCCCAAGCACCUCUGGUCGGCCCCCUGGGGCUCCCGGCCCAAGGUUAGGUCCCGCGUGACCUGGAGAGGCCACAGGUCUGCCCGCCCACCGGCCCCUCGUCCUUCGCCCUGCUUUGCUGAGGGUUUUCUCUGUGGUGGUUUUAGCAUCUUUAUACCCAGAAAGUUUUUCUCCUUGCCAUUUAUUCCCUUAACAGAGUGUUUGGAAUAUAUUUAUUUAUAUUUAUUUUUCAAAAUCUGAAAUGAUUCGCGAGUCACAAUCGCCUGCCCAGGUGCAAGUGCCCAGGACCAGCCUCCUGCCUCAGGCAGGGGACCCAACAGGGGCCGGGGGUGACCCCCCAAUUUUCCUUGAAUGAAGACACACAGUGGCCUUCCCCUAAGACGAUGCAAAAACUUGGAGAGUUACAUUGUGCUUUCAGUCAGCGACAGAGGCAGUCAGGAGGCAUAAGACCUUAUUUGGUGCAGUCCUGGGGUCUGGGAAGGUCUUUAGGCCAGUUUAACCUUUUGGCAGUUCUAUCCCUGGGCUCCAGCAGAGAGAGCCCACCCCACCUUCCCUGUGGAGCCGCACACCAGGCCCUGCAGGGCCAGGCCCACCUCCCGCCAGGCACCCUGCCCGGCGCCCCUGGAGGGCAUCUGCAGAAGCGGGGAGAGGGCAGGUGCGCUGCAGACAGGCGUCUGCAGGGUCCCUCAGGCACCGGAGCCUCCACAGGCCCCCGGGCCUGGGACUGGGGUCUGCGCACAGCGCUCCUGGCUGCCUGUCUGUGCUUCUCUCGUUUAGACUCUAAAAACAACACUCAGAACGCCUUUUUUUUUCCUUGAAAAAUCUCUGGUUCUCUAGUUAUUUGAAGCCCCUUAUGAGAAAUAGUGCCAGGUUUCCUGCCCCUCGGUGGGCUGCCACGGGGACACUCGUGGGGCACGGCUGCAUACGCUCGGACCCAUGGGGAAGGGGCCGAGGAUUGGUUAGCUCCUGGCAGUUCCUCGUGGUGAUGUCCGGCCGGGCCUCGAGUCCUGUGUCUCCUAACCACCCCUGGAGACCAGGGGAAGCUGCCUGCCCUCCCCGGUGCCCUCGGCGGGUGGAACUGCAGGAGAGAACCGCUCUCGGCCUGCGAGCAGCACGGCCGCUGCCGCUCCUCCCCUGAGUUCACGGAGGGGCAGGCCGGGAGGUCGAGAGCACGCCCCGCGUUUAGCCUUGUCUCUGCCCACGUUCACAGUUCUGGGUCUUGAAGGAUCUCACAGGGAACAGGCUGAAACCAGGGAAUGUUCAGGGAAGUUCCCAGAAGCCCCAGCUUCUGACUCCCAGCCUGGGCUCUUUCACUGUCCCCAUGAAACAGACUGCCAGUCCCGCCUCAGGUCACCUUGGUGGCAGCCUGUCAGCCCCAGCGUAGGAAGCUCAAGGGCCACAUCCAGGUUUUAGUAGUUUAACCCACCGCCCUCUUAAUGAGGCCCUGCUGGCCCCGCCCCCAGCUCGGGCUCCUACGUGGCACGAGCGGGAGCGAGCGGUCAGCUCCCCCAGGACAGCUGCCUGCAGCGCCCCGUCCUCCUGCACGCGUCACCCCUGGCUUGGGAGGUAGGUGUCUGCGGUUUUCUAGUCCCGGCGCCUAGACACGAGGGCACCCGUGGGUGGUGGUUUGCCCUCCACAAGGGCUGGCCGGGCGACUCCGCUGUCUCCUCGGGCAGGGCCUGUGGGCCUGCUGCCUGUGCCUUCCUGCCCGGGCCCCUGAGUGAGGUGCGCUCAGCUCUGUGCUCUGCGUUUUGCCAACCUCCAGCACAGGUUCCCAAGGUCCCUUUCAGUUGGAGUGUCCCCCAUCAGUGUGGUCUGUGGGUGGCAGUGCCCCCCCCCCCCGGCCUUUCUCAGGGCAGAGGACCCGCCCGUGGGCAGGAAGUCGUGCACCCGCUUGCUGUAGGGGAGGCACCGCAGAAAGGGAAGGUCGUUGGGCGUGUGUGGUCCUUUCCCACUUGGCGAGGUGCUCACUGGAGCUCGUCUGCUGCGCGACGUGGGGGCAGUGAGAAGGGUCGGGGGCCGCCCAGUGCGGGUCUGCCUCAGGCCCACUUGGUGCAGGAAAGGUUUUGCAACACGAGCCCAGGUGAUUCUGCGAGGACAUUUAUUAGAGCUGCAGGCAGUGAGACAAAGGAAGGCCUCUGGGUAGAAGCAGCAGCAGCAGGAGAGAGCCUGGGCGGCUCUGUGCGCUGGCUCCCCCGGGAAGUUACAGGGAAGGAGUGAGCCCAGGCAGUGCUGCUGUCGACUCACUGGGAGGUCGAGAAAAGGGGCCUUGGAGACAGGGUCUGGGGGAGCCCAGGACGAGCUGCCACGGCCUGCUGCUCCCCUGGUUGCAUGUCUCUUGGGGACCCUUAGAGGUUCAGCAGAAAUAAAAAGUCCAUGCCCAGCAAGGGGCAUGGGCCUGCCCCAGAGCCAGCUGCCCAGGGUCUGUGAUUGAGGGCCUUUCCCUCCUGCAGGUGAGAGUCGUAGGGGAGGGUUUGGGCAGAAUAACCCUUAGCUUCCAGGUGCAUCAGAGUGAGCGUGUGGGGAGAUGGGGGUUGUUCUUUGGUCUGCUUUUCCAUUUUCCUCUUGUCUUGGGUCCUCCGGCUCUAAUCUGGUCUUUGUUAUUAUCUGUUCCCCUGACUUCAGCGUCCUUUGGUUUGGCUGCACAAAUGGCAUUUACUGGGUUUCUGCCCCCUCUCUCCCGACUAGGGAGAUGUGAGCUGUGCAUUCUCUGCUCCAGGAAGAGAGGUGGGAACCGUUUGCUCUCAGGUGACCUUGGUUGGGGAGAUAAGGUCUUGCAAUUCACUAGCUGGCUGCAGGUUGUUCGGAUUCACCUCGUCUAAUUAUCUUGUCUGUUUCCCCAUUCUGCUUGCCCAGGAAGUUUCCCAGCUUCUCACUGUCCUGCCUCAGCAGUUUUCCAGAACUGCCUUGGGAAGGUCAGUGGGGAGUGAGGGUGUCAUGCUCUCUGUCCUUUGGUUUGAUUAAAAUGGGACAGACCAGGAUGGAAUUGUGGGCUUAGAUGGGUUUUUCUCAGCUGAAGUGCAAACCAAUGGGUGAGCUUUGAGUGAUCAGUUCAGGGCGGCCCUGUUCUCUGAAGAGGCUUCGGGACCCUUUCUUUUCUUUUACCCGAACUCGGUUUCCUGUGCCUGCGUUGCUCCUACUAGUUCUGCCCCCAACUUGAGCCUGGGCAGCACUGUGCUCAGCGCCAGGAAGCCAGCGGGCCCCUCGGCCUGGUACAGAGUGAGGCUCCCAGAGACUCUGAGCAGCCAGGUGGGGUUGGCCAGGACAGGGGGUGUAUUCCUAGCUUUUAGCAGCUUGUGCCCAUUUCCAAACACAGCCCUUUCUCCAGGAGGGAAGCGCUCCUGGAGCUGUCAGCUUGCCGGGGGCUGUCUGAGCACAAGCAGGUCAGGGAGCAGGCAUGGGUUCCGUCGGCCCCCUUGGUGAGCCAUUGCUGGGCAAGGCAUUUGCGUGGUGGUCAGGCUGGCCCCUGCCAGCAGCACCCAGCUUGGCCCAUCCUGCUGAGUCCCCGCAGGGGGCAGCGUCUGUGGUCCUGGGCCCCUGCUUGCUCCACUCCCUAGACAUCCCUUCAGGGCCAAUGUGUUGAUGGCUCCCUUGGGGUGCGCAGAGGACACUGGUGCCCUUGUCGCCCUGUCACUGCCCCCCUCUUCCUGGGGGCUGAGCCCUCCUCCUCCCAGGGGUUUGCUGUGCAUGCUGGAGGGAAGGCUGUCCUGCUCCCCUCUCCUGGUUCCCCUCGUGUCAUGGUGCAGACCAACCUGACUUGUUACUGGAACAGCAGUGCCACGCAAUUGUCACUAAAGCCACAAGCCCUCACAGUCCACAGCCCAGCAGGUAUUGGGCCUCAAGUGCAGGCUUGAGAGUCCUGUGAAGACCAGAGCCCGAGGGAGGGGCUCUGCUUCAUCCCCCUUCACUCAAGCCUUACUAAUCAACUGACCUAGUUUUAAAGACAGUGUCAGCAUUAGGGUUCACCACGUGGUUCCUUGCAGGGCCCAGGCUCUGGAUGUAGGGUGAGGCAGGAGGGAAGGGCCACACCGCUCGGAAGUGGGAGGCCAGGCGAGGACGUGUCUGAGCUGCGAGUGCCACACGAGCACCCCCAGGCAGACACUGGGUGGGACCCUCCUGGCCUGCGCCUCCCACUCCCAGGGGGCUGAGGGUGGUGGGGAGCGGCUGUCCCACCGCCCAGCCUGGCCGGGGUGGGCAGGAGGGUGGGCAGACACAGCCAGUGAAGGGACCGCACAUCUAGUGAGGGAAUAAGCUCCAGGCAGAACCAUCGAAGAGUCUGAAAGGCUGAGAAAGUGUUUAGAUGCCCCUUCCUUAGCUCCGUCUGCCCCUGCCGUGAAGUUCCCUGUUCACGAAACUGACAAGGAGCCCAUGGGAUUCACUGUCCUGGCCCCAGGCCGCCCGUGGGCCACAUCUCAUGGUGCCCUCCGUUCCCGGGGCCGCCUCAGGCAGUGCUGAGACAGCGGCCACUGUCUGCCUGCCAUGCCUCCCUUUGGGGCCGGGAGUGCGGCCUGUUUCAUGCCCUGGACGUGGACGUGACCGUCCCCAUGUGCGUUUUGCUCCCCGAGAAGCCCGUCGUCCUGCCUGGCUGCUGACACUGUGUGGGGCCGGUCUGGGGACAGCACCUCUGUGUGUGGGAUUCCCUACGUGUGAGGGGUCACGUGUAAGGAAGCAGUUUUGCUUGAGGGAGAAUAUGGAUUUGCUACACAUGAGAUGGGCGUUAAAACAUCCAAAGACUGUAAUGACUUGUAAAGACUUGAUGAUUUGUGUUGUAUAAUGAACUAAACCCCUGUAAUUUUGUACCAUAUAUGCCUUUCCACCACAUGACCAGCUGCUUCUAAAUAAAAUCAGAUGAUUUCUUGCCUGA
This is a messenger RNA of Artibeus jamaicensis (Jamaican fruit-eating bat), 11279 nucleotides long. RefSeq names its product kinesin family member 13B (gene KIF13B). Lineage: Eukaryota; Metazoa; Chordata; Mammalia; Chiroptera; Phyllostomidae. Gene Ontology annotation, biological process: regulation of protein localization; microtubule-based movement. Bases 101 to 5938 code for a protein of 1945 amino acids. The record is from RefSeq and is a predicted model, not a curated record. Gene Ontology annotation, molecular function: microtubule motor activity; cell adhesion molecule binding; ATP binding. The transcript is spliced from 40 exons. Gene Ontology annotation, cellular component: adherens junction.